UCGAAGCGAACGGACGUGCCGUGUUUCUGGCUGUCGGACGAAUGCAGAAAAUAUGCGUUGCAAGUGUGAACAGUGAAAAAGUGUACAAUCUGUUCUGAUCAAUAAUAAUCUUUAAAUAUUAAAAAUUCAAAAUAUUUUACAUAUCAAACAGUUGAUGUGGUCUUUUACAUAUAAAGGCAACUUUAAUAAAUAUUUGAUAUCAUACGGUGGGACUGAAAUCUUAUCAGUUUUGCAAGUGAAUUUACGAUACACAAAUAAGUUAUUCAAAACAAUAAAUUUACACCACUUUUUGGAUUACGCGUUCUUCUUGAAGAAUCAUUGCCAAAUUUGAACUAUGGCAGUCGUCAAAGCAGACAAAUUUUACAUGCAAUUAAAUGCUGCAGAGCUAGAAGCUAUAAUCGAAAAAGAUUCACCUAGCUCAAACGACCGAGACGCUGGCUUCUGUUCCGCAAGCUCUGAAAGCGAAGGUGGUGACGAUUUGCUCCUGGAAAAUGUACACACGAUUUGUGAAGAUAUUAGACCGUCCAAAGAGUAUGGUGCAGCCGAAGAGAAAUCUAUUGUGUUGGUGCGCAACAAACGGAAAAGCUUGGAGCCAUCAAAAGUCGUGGAGUCGACAUCGCUGUUAGCAGCUAGUUCGUGUAUGACAGCAUCUGGACCUCUUAAGAAACGAAUACGAUACACUUCGUCAGCUGACUCGGCUGUGGUGUUAACUCCACCGUCCUUUCCUUCUCCGUCGUACAUUAAUAGUAACUGUAAUUUGCCUUCAACAGUGGAUAACGUGUUGAAUCCCAGCUUAUCUACGCCGCAAGCAAUAAUAGCAAAUCCUGCGCACAUCUUUGUUCGUCAUCCAGGUGUCACCACUUUGCAUCGUGCCUUUGGUUCUGGAACACAACCCGAACAACAAGAACCGUUGGCAUUGGUUGCAAAACUGGCCCAAUCAAACAAAGCAGUAACCAAUGGAUCGAGUUCUAUUCACGAGAGUGAUGAGUUUAAAUCAUUAUCUACACCAUUAAAUGAAACUGCUAUUGAAGAACUUGAUGAUGAUACCUGUAAGGUUAAUCACAAUAGCUCCCAAACCAGGCCCCAGCAACGCAACUACAAAAAUAUGACUCGCGAGCGCAGGAUUGAGGCUAACGCCCGAGAACGAACACGCGUACACACUAUAUCGGCAGCUUAUGAGACCCUUCGUCGUGCAGUUCCAGCCUAUGCUAGCUCUCAAAAGUUGUCGAAGCUUUCAGUGCUGCGUGUGGCCUGUUCUUAUAUUCUUACGCUGAGUCGCAUGGCGGGAAAGGACUACAGUUCGGAUCAUUCAGAGCCGACUAUUGCUGAUUGUAUUGAGGCUAUUUCUACCACAAUACAAACUGAAGGCAAGAUAAAAAGAAAGAAAGAAGAAUAAACGGCACGAAAUAUUAACUAUUACUUAAUUUUCAAAAGACUUUAUGUGACUGACUUAGUACUUCUAACUGUUUAUAUAGUGACCUAAUAGUUCCUGCGCUGACCAUACUGUGUACUGUUGGUUAUGUACCAUUUAAGAAAACUUUGAGUCCUUGGCGAAACAGCUUUAUUCGUUGGCAAAAAUGCUUUGAUAAUCAAAUGCUUACCAGGGAUAACACGUUUACGAGUAUAUGUGCAUAUUUUAAAUUAAAAAAUAGUAUAAUUGGAUGCAAAUCUGCUAUGUGAUCUUAUUUUAAAUUCGAAGUAAAGCUGAAUAAUAUUAAUGAUUAAGGUUUUCUCUAGUACAAACUAAAUUUGGAAAUUUUUGAAAAGACAAUAACUACAUGUUUAAAGUUAACUAUAAUUAAUUAAUGAAAGUUAUGUCAAUAAAAUCCCACACACUAAUAAAAUAGAUUUGAAUAAAAUUUGCACCCUUAAGAGUAUAAAUGAAUUCUACAUUUUUGAAUUAAAUGUAUAAAGUCCCUUACGAUCCAAAACAACAACCUUAAUUAAAUGGUGACGUGUUAAGAUACAGUUUGUACACAUGUUAAAAAAAUAUUAUUUAAAGGGAUAUAAAAAGUCAUGUAAAAAAAAUCAAUGUAAAAAGACAUGUAUUUCGGGAAAUUUAAUACCAUGUAAAUAGCAAAACCUUUAACAGAUAAUCUCAUUUUUUAUACAUAUAUAAAUGUAAUAAGUGCCAUAAAAGCAGAAGGCUUAAAUACAAAAUUGGUUACCACAUAAAAUAUUUAUGUA
This is a messenger RNA of Drosophila albomicans, 2187 nucleotides long. RefSeq lists its product as uncharacterized. Bases 335 to 1396 code for a protein of 353 amino acids. Gene Ontology annotation, molecular function: protein dimerization activity; DNA-binding transcription factor activity. The transcript is spliced from 2 exons. Lineage: Eukaryota; Metazoa; Arthropoda; Insecta; Diptera; Drosophilidae. The record is from RefSeq and is a predicted model, not a curated record.